This is a messenger RNA of Triticum urartu, 507 nucleotides long. NCBI's taxonomy places the organism in Eukaryota, Viridiplantae, Streptophyta, Magnoliopsida, Poales, Poaceae. The record is from RefSeq and is a predicted model, not a curated record.
AUGAUUGUGCUGCAUGAGUACCCCUUAUCCAUAGUUGAUCAUACGGGGUUUCGAAGAUUUGUUAGUGCAUUGCAACCCUUAUUUAGUAUGGUGACAAGAAACACUAUUAGGAAGGAUAUUCUAUACGCUUACAAAGUUGAAAGGAAGAAGGCUAUCGAGUACAUGGCUGCAAAUCGAUCAAGAGUGGCUAUCACUACUGAUUUAUGGACAGCUGACAAUCAAAAGAAAGGAUACAUGGCAAUCAUGGGCCAUUUCAUUGAUGACUCUUGGAAACUUAGGAGUGUUAUCAUGAGGUUUAUUUAUGUGCCAGCUCCUCACACCGCCGAAGUUAUAGCUGAAGAACUUCAUGAAUCAUUGAUAUCUUGGAAUCUUGAUGAGAAGCUAUCAACGGUGACUAUUGACAAUUGUUCUUCAAAUGACAAGACAAUUGACUUGUUGGUGAAGAGGAUAGGGAAGGACAAGCUCAUGUUGUAAGGUACCUUGACUCACAUGCGUUGUUGUGCCCAC